This is a messenger RNA of Python bivittatus (Burmese python), 513 nucleotides long. The record is from RefSeq and is a predicted model, not a curated record. Lineage: Eukaryota; Metazoa; Chordata; Lepidosauria; Squamata; Pythonidae.
AUGGGACGUGUCGCCACCUCUGCUACCCAUCUUUUCUUCCUUGGGAUCCUAUUGAUGUCUUUUAAGAGGUUGGACGCAGCCAUAGAGCCUUGCCCAGCCUCGUGCCGUUGUACCUUAGAAAUCCUCAACUGCAGCAGGACCGCCAAUCCUCCUGGUCUCCACCGUGUGCCUAUUCCGGAGCCAUUUGGUCAUCCCUAUGUUUUUGUCUUAUUGGAUUUCACCGAGAACGCAAUUUCUUCCAUUGGCAAACAGGUGUGGAGGGCCUAUCCUUGGACUGAGUACUUGAUUCUCAAGAACAAUCACUUGAGCGGACUGAGCAAUAAGUCUCUGGAUGGCUUGCUUUCACUCACACACUUGGAUGUCUCGUGUAAUCAAAUCCAGACCAUUGACAGAAACGCAUUUGAACCUGUUCCAUUUCUGCAAUUUAUCAAUCUCAGUGGCAACCUUAUUGAGCGGAUAACGCAGGGGGCAUUUCAGGCCUGGCACGGGAUGCAGUUUCUAUUCAAGCUGUAA